AUAAGAGAAUAUGAGGUUAGGGUUUUCUUCUCCCAAACCCCGCAACUCUGUGGCGCUAUCUUCAUCUCUCCUCUUCACUCGCACGCUUGGCACCCAAUCAGGUUUUUUCUUUAGGAGAGUACCCGGAACUUUUGUGUCAAUUUAUUAGAGGCAAUGGCGUCGAGAUUUUGGACUCAGGGUGACAGUGAAACGGAAGAGGAAGAGAGUGAUUACGAUGAGGAGGAAGAGAGCGUGGCAGUGGAGACAACCACAGCCACAGCUGCAAGCAGAUACUACUCUGGCAAUGCUAGUGAUAGCGAUGAUUCUGAUGGGCAGAAGCGUGUUGUCCGACGUGUUAAGGACAAGCGGUUUGAUGAGAUGUCUGCAACUGUUGAUCAGAUGAAAAAUGCAAUGAAAAUCAAUGAUUGGGUCAGUUUGCAAGAAAGUUUUGAGAAGAUCAAUAAGCAAUUGGGGAAGGUCAUGAGGGUUACUGAAUCUGAUAAACCUCCGAAUCUCUACAUUAAGGCUCUUGUGAUGUUGGAGGAUUUCUUGAAUCAGGCUUUGGCCAAUAAGGAGGCAAAGAAGAAAAUGAGUAGCAGUAAUGCAAAGGCCCUGAAUUCAAUGAAACAGAAGUUGAAGAAGAAUAAUAAGCUUUAUGAGGACAUGAUCAACCAGUGUAGGGAGAAGCCUGACCUGUUUGAGGAAAAAGUCGAGGAUGAGCAAGAACCUGAGGAUGAAGAUGAAGAUGAGGAUGAGGAUGAUGAUUUUGACGAGGACCCAGCAACUCUGGAAUCUGAGGAGAGUGAGGACGAAGAAGAAGCUGGAAAGGAGGCUGGUGAGAGUGGACCUGGAUGGGAGAAGAUGUUGAGCAAGAAAGAUAAGAUGAUGGAUAAGCAGUUCAAGGACCCCAGCCAAAUUACAUGGGACACUGUAAACAAGAAGUUUAAGGAGGUUAUGGCUGCCAGGGGGAAGAAGGGGACAGGCAGAAUUGAGUUGGUUGAGCAGCUCACUUUCUUAACGAGGGUCGCAAAGACCCCUGCCCAGAAGCUUGAAAUCCUUUUCAGUGUUGUCUCUGCACAGUUUGAUGUUAAUCCAAGUCUUAGUGGACACAUGCCAAUCAAUGUAUGGAAACAGUGUGUGCAGAAUUUGCUCAAGAUACUUGAUAUUUUAACACAGUACCCAAAUAUUGUGGUUGAUGAUAUGGUGGAGCCUGAUGAGAAUGAGACCCAGAAAGGAGCUGACCACAGUGGUACAAUUAGGAUCUGGGGUAAUUUGGUUGCCUUCCUUGAAAGGGUUGAUGUGGAAUAUUUUAAGAGCCUUCAAGUUAUUGAUCCACACACCCGUGAGUAUGUUGAGAGGCUUAAGGAUGAGCCCAUGUUUGUAGUCCUUGCCCAGAAUGUCCAGGAAUAUUUGGAACGGGUUGGGGAUUACAAGGGUGCGUCAAAGGUUGCUCUUAAACGGGUUGAACUCAUAUAUUAUAAACCGCAGGAGGUCUAUGAUGCGAUGAGGAAACUGGCUGAGCAGGAAAUUGGAGAAACAGAAGAGUCUGGAGAGGAAAACAGAGCUGUGGAGGAAAGUAGGGGACCACCUGCCUUUGUUGCUACUCCUGAGCUGGUGCCUCGCAAGCCUACUUUUCCAGAGAACAGCAGAACCUUGAUGGACAUCCUUGUCUCACUUAUAUACAAGUAUGGUGAUGAAAGGACUAAGGCCCGUGCAAUGCUCUGUGAUAUAUACCACCAUGCUAUCUUGGAUGAAUUUUCAACAUCACGCGACUUGUUGCUUAUGAGUCACUUGCAGGAUAGCAUCCAGCAUAUGGAUAUAUCAACACAAAUACUUUUCAACAGAGCUAUGGCGCAGCUUGGCUUAUGUGCAUUCAGAGUUGGGCUUGUCGUUGAAGGCCAUAGUUGCCUUUCGGAACUGUAUUCUGCUGGCAGGGUGAAGGAGUUGCUGGCACAAGGCGUGUCUCAGAGCCGAUAUCAUGAGAAGACUCCAGAACAGGAGCGCCUGGAGAGAAGGCGUCAGAUGCCUUAUCACAUGCAUAUAAAUCUUGAGCUUCUUGAAGCUGUACAUCUGACUUGUGCCAUGUUACUAGAGGUCCCUAACAUGGCAGCUAAUGCGCAUGAUGCCAAACGUAAGAUCAUAAGCAAAACUUUCCGAAGGUUACUUGAAGUGAGCGAGCGGCAAACGUUCACUGGGCCUCCUGAAAAUGUUAGGGACCAUGUAAUGGCUGCCACUAGGGCCCUGAGGCAGGGAGAUUAUGAGAAGGCCUUUGCUGUUAUCAAAUCUCUUGACGUUUGGAAGCUGCUCCGCAACAAAGAUAACGUUCUCGAGAUGCUCAAGGCUAAAAUCAAGGAAGAGGCUUUAAGGACCUACCUCUUUACAUAUUCCCCCUCUUAUGAUUCACUAAGCCUCGACCACCUCUCCAAGAUGUUUGAUCUAUCAGAUGCCCAGACUCACAGUAUUGUCAGUAAGAUGAUGAUCAAUGAGGAACUCCAUGCAAGUUGGGACCAACCAACACAGUGCAUCGUUUUCCACGAUGUUGAGCACACAAGACUACAGGCUUUGGCUUUCCAGUUGACAGAGAAGCUCACAAUCCUGGCAGAAACCAAUGAGAGAGCAAUUGAGUCGCGGAUUGGUGGUGGUGGAUUGGAGGGCCUACCUCUUAGGCGGAAAGACGGGCAAGAUUAUGCUGCAGCAGCUGCUUCUGGCGGUGGCGGUAGGUGGCAGGAAUUCUCUUUUUCGCAGGGCAGGCAAGGCAGCAGCGGUGGAAGAAUGGGAUAUAAUGUCGGUGGAAGAUCCUCAGCAUCAGGCCUUGUGGGUGGUUUCUCAAGGGAUCGGCAGGCACGAUCUGGCGGUUACCAGGGCUCACGAAAUCAAGAUGGGCCAGGUCGGAUUUCAGGCACCAGGGGUACUCAGAUGGAUGCUUCAACCCGGAUGGUUAACCUCAAUAGAGGUAUUCGUGCUUAGAUAGAGUAAAACUAAGAGUUUUUGUAUCUGGACUUGUAGUUUCAUCAUUUAAAUCCAUCAUUUUGGUAUUUCAAUGAGAACUUUGACUGUACAACAGCAAAUGACUUUUGAGUCUACCCUCUGUUUUAAUUUAUAAAUUUCGGCGAGACACCUAUUUUGUACUCCCUCAAUUACCACCGA
Molecule: messenger RNA, 3126 nt
Organism: Sesamum indicum (sesame)
Lineage: Eukaryota; Viridiplantae; Streptophyta; Magnoliopsida; Lamiales; Pedaliaceae
Source: RefSeq, a predicted model, not a curated record